UAUGCGCAAUUUAAACAACUUCUGUAGUGUAAAGUAAAAACAUAGCUUAACUUGGACCUAAUCGAUACUAGGUUUAUUAAAAACGAACGUGUAGUGAAUAUGUGUGCCGCAAGGAAUAACGCUAUUGAACCGUUAACUACUUCGCUUAAUACAACCCUCGCAGUAGAAGAAAUUAUAGCAGAUGCUAUAAAGAAGUUUCGAUCGGACAAUUUUAGGUCUGAAGAAUCUCAAUUGUCGCCAAAAUACGCCCUGCCCCAGUUUUGUGGUGAAAGACUUCACCAUUUGACUGGAACAGAUGUUUUCAAAUCGUCAACGGGUCAUCUAGUAACAGAAGAAAGUACUUCGGGCCUCAGCAUUUCAAAUAAAACAUCGACAGCCAUUUCGGAGAACCCUUCAUUGAUUUCGUCAGCAUCAAUUGAGGACAAAUUGGAAAUUGUCAACGGGAGAAAACUGAAUCGAAAAGUUAUUGGUAACUUAGAUAGCGCUCACAAUUUAACUCACUCAAACUAUUUCGGCGAACCAUAUCAUUUACCAGUACAACUCAAUUCAACGGAGAUAUUUCAUUCUGUGCAAAAGAUAUCUUUUGUUGACGGCGACGUGCAACAGAAAGAAUACUGUUCCAACCACGCUUUACGAACAUUUCCUGCAAGGCUGAAAGCGAAGGCCUACGUUUCGGGGGCAUCAAAGAACAAAAAAGAUAAGGACAAACACAGCGUGAAGGCGCAGCUUCCGGCUUACAACAUAGACCUACCAUAUUUCCUCGGCAACAUCGUCCCAGGCCUCGCGACACAAUUUAACCUUGCUAUCAAUCCUAGUUUGGACGCUAAGCCAGAUACUGUUAGGUCGUUUCUGAACAGGCAACCAAUUGAGCUGUGUACGGUCACCUUGCAGGACCAAAAUGAACGUGAACUGCAGAUCACAAUUACUGCCCCUUUACAUGCACGAGGAGAGGUCAGAGUUGAGCUAGAGUUUUGCUCCGGAUUAAUAUUAAAAAUGACUGCCUUAUGCAUACUUCCUCUUCUGAAACUUCCUGAUCUAAUUGUGGCUCCCCCGGGAAUUCCAAGCGAAAUAAGGAUUAAGUCCUUGGUUCCGUUCACACAACCGGUGAGAUUACAGCUGCAUUCAUCUAUAAUGGCAUCGAAAUAUGCAACUCUGAUGCCGCACUGCGAUUAUCUAACGUUAACGAUAACGCCCAACGAAGGUGACUCUACUUUCAAACUUGGCAUACUGAACGAAGCUAAUAAAGUGAUCUCAUUAAAAACGCGUAUCGAGACUCGCUUUCCUCAGAUCUCUCUUCGUUAUGAAGAAGCAAAAAAUACUCCUGUGCUAAUUUUAGUUGUCAGAAAUGACGAAUCGUUCCCGAUUGAGGUGUCUCUAAAAGAUGAUUUCGGUGGGCUAAUCUAUACGCAGGAGGUGAAGGUCGGUAAGCACGAAGAGGCACCAGUCGAAGUACGUAGAGGUUACAUUCGUUACAAUCAGACAAAACCUGUCAUAGCGACGUUUAGUGUAACGUUACUAUCUCCAACACGAAUCGAACAAACCAUAACAUCGUGCCCUGUUAAGCUCGCGCCUACCGGCGCAGAUCUCAGGCCAGAUAUAGAUUGUGUGGUAUGGCUCGCGGAAAAGGAGCUCAUAUUUACAAUGUUCCACAUGGACGAACGUGAUCAAAGGAAGCCUUCGUCGUGGAAAGACGUCCUUAGGAUUUCCGCCUGCCAUCGAAUCUCGGACUUUGUUCAGAUCACAAAAGAACGAGAUGACCCAACUAAAGUCGUGCUGCGCAUCUCUAGACCGCCCAGGUUGGCUGUUGGGCGGUUGAUUUUUUAUCGACGCAAGGAUGGACCAAGGGCUUUCCCAUAUGGAUUCCGCUAUGCAAUUCUACCGCCUGAGAAACCGUUUCUGAUUUGGGACUCUGCUUCGGCGAAUGCCACUUCACGUGUAUAUCAAUUGCCCCCCGAUGGAAAAGUUCGCGUGUCAAAUGUAGGUAGAUGCGCCGUAUUUGUUGUAAUCAGCAAUGAAGCCUGUGAUCGGGGUCGAAUUAUUGCCCCUGGUGUAACCGCCAUACUCUUCCUUCAACGACCUUCUCGGAUUAUCUACGGAUUAGAGUGCUGGCGUAGCCUUGUACGCUAUCGGACAGCUCCUUAUUACGAGGGAAUUCAGGCAGAAAUCGCUAGCGAAGACCUGCCGCUUGGCUUCGAGCCCCAAUAUUUAAUGGCAGAUUUUUAUGAGGAGUCCGAGGAGUCAAUAGUCGACAAAAUUAUAGCCGAAAAGAUUCCAGAUGAUUUCGACACACUUUUGAGUCUUUACCGUCUGUUUAUGUCAACUGUUGAAGAAAUUCAUAUGAAGAAUUGUGAGUCGGAUGCAAGCACUUUCGUUGCCCCCACGUCACCAGUCUCAUGAAAUAAAGUUUAGGUCCGUCAAUCCCGUACAUAAGCCCUCUUGUACCGGAUACAGAGCAGGCUAACGAAAACGUUAUAAAUAAAUGCAAUAGUUUUGUUAUUUAUUGAAUUGAAUGUACUGUGAUUCAUGUCGAUUUCGCACGUACUUACGUUUUUUCACCUUGUGUAUAAUAACGUCCGGCGUUAUUGUUAGGAGGGGUGGUUCCCUACCAGCUCCCGAAAAUAUUAUGA
This is a messenger RNA of Varroa destructor (honeybee mite), 2627 nucleotides long. RefSeq lists its product as uncharacterized. Lineage: Eukaryota; Metazoa; Arthropoda; Arachnida; Mesostigmata; Varroidae. The record is from RefSeq and is a predicted model, not a curated record.